Molecule: messenger RNA, 495 nt
Organism: Prosopis cineraria
Lineage: Eukaryota; Viridiplantae; Streptophyta; Magnoliopsida; Fabales; Fabaceae
Exons: 3
Coding region: 1-396 (131 amino acids)
Source: RefSeq, a predicted model, not a curated record
AUGUACAUUGUGGUGCAUGUGCUAUUUUAUCUGUACACUGCAAAAAGUCGCAGAACAGAGUGCAGAGCGUUCGCUUCUGUCUCUGUUUUCUUUCUUCUCAUUUCCCAUCGCAUAGGCUUCAAUCUCUUCAUUGCUUUGCUCGUCUACUCGCCGCUGUCCUUCUUUUUCUUCCUCCUCAGCUGCUGGACUUGCGUGUGCGUUUGCCUAGAAAGCUCAAAUCCUUCCUCUUUCCGGUCUGAUAUUCUGCUUCUUCUUCCCGUUAAGCAGCUGAGUAGAACUCAUCUCUUAUCGUUCAGUGUAGUCAAUGAGCUGAGGAGUGGCUGUUACUACUGCACUUCUAUUUGGGGUAAGAUGUUGAUGCUUUCUUCUUCUCCUUUGGAUUCAAAAGCAGAGUGAUCAUCCUUUCUCUUCUUCCUCUGGCCGUAGAGUGCGACGUUCCUGCUCCUUAGGUUUGCUGUCAUAAUUUUGAGGAAAUUAAGCUAUAUUUUGGUUGGU